Exophiala xenobiotica is the source of this 3448-nucleotide messenger RNA. RefSeq lists its product as uncharacterized. The coding region runs from base 24 to 2258 and encodes 744 amino acids. The transcript has a single exon. The record is from RefSeq and is a predicted model, not a curated record. Lineage: Eukaryota; Fungi; Ascomycota; Eurotiomycetes; Chaetothyriales; Herpotrichiellaceae.
GAUCUAACUCCGUUCAUCACGAGAUGGAAGAACCGGACUUGUCCACGGUGUCGGACGCGACUCCCGAUAUACCAUCUGCACCAUACAAUGAUACUGAAGAAGACACCGGAGAACGAGAAGUUGCACCGACCAAACCAAAGCGUCAUCGGGGUCGACAGGCGAAGGAUCCAUUGGGACAGUCUAUCCAGUUUAGAUGUAACAGAAGGGAGGACUUAGAGCAGCAACUACGUGACUAUUUGGCUCAUCCGACUGGAGACCCGGCACACACAACACUGGAGUUCUCCUUCCCGGUCACUGCUGCCUUCUCAGUACCGGUCAGAGAGCCUAAAGGAAAUAAACCCUUACAUGAUCGGACGCCAUACGUGUACAGCCUGUUCAACAAGACUGCCGUCACUGUAAUUGAUGCUCUGCAAAACAUCCAAGACCCAAGGGAGCAAAUGCUCACUCAGAAAGCAAUCGCGAGAUCUCUAGUUGAGGCUGUGAUGGAGGCAGAUGGGUACCACUACAGCUUUCAUAACAACUGGCUCAGUCGAGAGGACCAAGCGAACAGAUUCUCAUAUUUCUGCAAUGAUUCGAUGUUGAACAAAUGCCGAGCUGCCAACGAAGGCGCGAGGGUGAAAGAGGGUGUGAAGAUCAGGAAGCAGGUGUGGGAUUGCGAGGGAGGGCUCUCGGUCAAGUUUUCCCUGACGAAAAUGAGCCUCGAGUUGCACUACAAGCACAUCCCACUCCAUCCAACCUUCGAUGAAAGAGCUCCUCCUCCGCGAAAUGGAAGCAAACGAAGAAAACUAAUGGAGAUAUUCCAUCCGGAAAAGUUACCCAAGCCUAAACCAAAAGGAAGGCCUAAGCAACCAACUCCCCCGCCUGUCCAAGGUCCAAAACGCCGAGUCGGACGCCCACUCGGACGCUCAUGGAAGCAACUGGCGACAGAACCAUUACCUCGGCCAACAAUCAAUAUCCUACCACCAUCUACGCGAGAGGACAGCUUGCAACCUCUAUUUGACUUUCUUGGUUCUGCUGAACAAGCCGCAACAGCUGCAGCAGAGUCCGUAGGCGAUACAGUUGAGUCUACUGUGGGAUCGGAACCGCCGUCGAACGGAGCGGACGGCGCUGAAAAUAAUGUUGGUGCAGCGGCUACGCUCGGUCCAAGCAGGCAGUCUCAAGUUCCAGGCAUGAUGUCUGGCUUCAUGUCCGGUGAGCAGCUUACUUGGGCCCGCAAGAAGAGGGGUCCGUACAAGAAGCGCAAGGAUAGAGGUGGCCUCGCCGAGGCUUCAACGACUACCUCUUCACCAUCUCUUCGAGCCCCUGCGGCAACCGAACCACCCUCGGAACUCGAGGCACUGAAAGCAAGAUUACUCGAAGCGGAGCAGAAGAUCAAGGACUUGGAAGCCGAGAAAAGCAAGGCUGCUGCGCCCCUGACCUGGAAUACACCACCUUUGCCGCCUCCUCAGCCUCCAAGGCCAAAUAAUACCCCUCCCUAUCUCCCGCCUCAAUAUCACUAUCCACCAAGACAGUGGCAUGAUCCCCGUCUGCCUCACCCAGAGAUAUUGCCAUCACAUGGCCCCUUCACUCAGCCCACGCCCGUGCAGCAACCAGGCUCAGGCUCGAUGCCUCACACGCCUUCUCCUAACCCUACGCUGCCCGAGAACCUCCCAUAUUAUGGCUUUGUGCCGAAUGUACGCGGCCCAAAUGAUCCUCCUCCUCCAAGGCGCCUGCAACCAAAGCCGCUAACCCCACAGCCACGAUCGCAUCAAGAAUAUGCUCCUCAGGGUCCAAUGGCUAUGCAAAGCCACACCAGGGGACAAGCACAACCUACCCAUCAACCGCCAAUGCCGGGUCAACAUCAACUCCCUGAACGGACACAGAACUCUCCCCAUCCACAAAUUCCAAUUCAGUGUCAGCAUCCAGAGCAGCGGCAAGGCGUUCCUAAGACUCAAGACCAGCGUCGAUACUCCAAUCCAGGACAGCAAUCGAGUACUUUGCAGCCGCAGACUCCUGCUCAACAGCAGCAUGCAAUGCCACCGCAGAGCUAUGCUCAAGACCAGCAAUCAGCUCCGCCGGAUACUCUUGCUCAAUCGCAAUACCCGGAACGACGGCAGGGAUCUGUCCAACCCCAGCAACAAGCUCAGCCGCUGCGAAAUGCCGGGGAACAGGGGGAUCUUGGCCAAGAAGCCGGUUCAGAAGGAUCUGCUGAUCCAGCUGGUAACGCGGCCGAAACUGCGGUCCCGCAAGAUUCCAGCGGUAUAGAAAUAGUGGCUUAGAACAACAGCCUAUCUAGGAGAAAUCAGGUUUCGAUUUGUGCAAGUCUAAAAAAUUCUGAGCACUGGAGAAGCAUCUGGAAAGGAACGGAAAACUCGGGACAGCCUUCCUCAUCCACAAGUGCAAACCGAUAUAUCAAUACUCAAUUGGAGGUCUUAAUCUGAAUUACAUGGGUUUCUGUUAAGCAUUCAUGCACGGUGCAUUGUCCUUUACCAUGAGCGACAACAUAUCUGACUACAACCUUCCUCCUUGCUCAAAAUUAUGACUGGGAGUCUACUUCAACCCAAAUGUGUCUCCGGUCCCGUGGUCUGCAUGUUGAACUUGAUGAACAGGUCGUGGCGAGUCCACCAACUGCGCAUCUUCUUGCCAAAGAUGUACACAGGGAUGCCGAAAAUGCACAUGGCCAAGGUAGUGCCUCCGAAGGUAAACAUGAUCUCUUCCGGGCCCUUGGCGGCAACCCAGUUGUUGGCGAAGUUGGAGAGGCCGUAAAACAUAAAGUUCUGUGGUUCGGAUGGUUAGAAACUCGGGUCGUGACGUGGUUAUGUGCAGGCGAGUACUCACCUUGAAUACCAUGUUCAUGACAAAGAUUUCAUUACUUUGACUUCGGAAGGCAUCGAGGCCAUAGGACAUGGUGGCAACCACGCCGAUCAUCACCCCAACCAUCAUCAUGCCCUGGAAGAACGCGCACAAGAUGGCAUUGGAUCCAUGAGCCAUGGUGUACCCGAAGAAGAACAUGCCGAAGCCGGAAAAGACUGCGCAUGGCAACAUAAAAAUAAGGCGAAAUUCAGGUUCACUAGGGCGAAAUGGUCAGUGCCGUGAGCAUACGAGUACGGAUUCGCCAAAUUUGACUUACUAAGUCCCCUUAUUCCUGAUGGUCAUCCACUUCAUGACGCGAUCGGAGAAGACUGCGAGAAGAAUGCUUCCGAUCAUACCGCCAAUGAAUGGGCCCGUUCCGAGAUAUCCGAUCUGUGCGGCGUUGAACAUCCAGGGUGGGCCGGCGAAGAUGCCAGCGAGAAUGAUGGCCGAACCGACGUACCACGCGCAGAGCAAGCCUGACACAAUGAUAACGUAGAAGCCGGCGGGGUUAAAGAGCGUCAGGAUCAUACCAAAGAGCCAUUUGACGAUGCUGUCCUGGGAAAAGACACCAUUAUAGACCUUCAAUUCCUGGACAAAUGUCUUCUUCUUCGGGAUG